Molecule: messenger RNA, 1875 nt
Organism: Chelmon rostratus (copperband butterflyfish)
Lineage: Eukaryota; Metazoa; Chordata; Actinopteri; Chaetodontiformes; Chaetodontidae
Gene: syt19
Product: synaptotagmin XIX
Exons: 9
Coding region: 158-1417 (419 amino acids)
Biological process (GO): regulation of calcium ion-dependent exocytosis; vesicle fusion; cellular response to calcium ion
Cellular component (GO): axon; synapse
Molecular function (GO): calcium ion binding; phosphatidylserine binding; SNARE binding
Source: RefSeq, a predicted model, not a curated record
ACAGAGCGAGUGUGCUUAUAGAACCACAGGUGGAACAGUUAGAAGCUGUUUCAGUGAACUUUUAAGAGCUCUGCAUGGAUUUACAGCACAGGAAGGUGACUGCACUCCUGAAGAUGAGCAGAAGUUUCAUCACUUACUACAGGGGCUUGUAGGCCACAUGGAGGUGGAUCCAGCCCCACAGGGACUGCAGUUGGCUGCUGGAGACCUGAAGAUGCCAUUCUCAGAUACGGUCAAGUACUGCAUCCUGGGCAUCUCUGUCACUCUUCUUCUGCUGGCGCUGGGCAUCUUGGCAUGGCAGGCCUUCAGAUGCUGCACACAGACACGGGCCACAUGCACCCAGAAAGACAGCGUGAACUGUGAUCUGCUGCACUCAGACGGAAAGUCGCGAACAGCAGGACACUACUCAGGAGCUCCAAGUACUCGGGUGGAGGAGGUCAGCACAGAGGUGCACAGGCUGAGCCGCUGUCUGUCUCAGGCCCAGUUUCCCUCCUCUGGAUCCACACAGACAGACGAACAAAUGGGGGAACAGGCCAGUGUUAACAAGGUCGAUGGAUCGCUCCGUUUCUCCGUCUAUUAUGACCAGCUGCAGUCACAGCUGGUGGUCACCGUGUUGCAGGUGGAGGGGCUUCAAGAUCACAGCCAGAAGCACAGUCUCCAGCCAUUUGUUAAGUUAAGUCUAAUGUGGGCAGGUUCAGAAGUGGAAGUGGAGGGCUGCACAGAUGAGGAGGGCGACGGGACGCCUCCUGUCAUGUGGACAGUGCUGCAGGAGUGGCGGACUCGCAUUGUGAAAGGCAGCUGUAACCCUUUAUUUGGAGACCAGUUCAGCUGUAUUCUACAAGAUCCUGAGGAGCUUCAGCACAUCAGCCUCAGAAUGGAGGUGAGGGACUUUGAUAAAUUCUCCAGAAACACAGUCUUAGGAGAGGUGAGGGUUCCUCUCGGGCGGCUCAACAUCUCCUACCCUCUGGAGCUACAAGAAGAUCUACAGAUACCCCACAAGGAUCUUGUCGGAGAGGUGCUUCUUUCUUUAAGGUUCCUUCCUACUUCUCAGAGGCUUGAGGUUGGACUGCUAAAGGUCAGAAUGCUCCCUACUGAAAUGUGCUCAGAUGCAGCCCUGUAUGCCAGGAUCAGUGUGCAGUGCAACCAGUGCAAGUUGAGGUACCAAAAAACCUCUGCAGUGGCCCGCUGCCUGGUGACUGUCUUCAACGAGGUCUUCAUGUUCUCCCUGCCGGAGUUUCCUAUGCAACAAUGUAAAAUUAUGGUUUCUGUGUUCGAGACUCACACGAUUAGGAAAUCGACCAAGCAUCUGAUUGGACAGUUGACUGUGGGGAAGGAGAAGAAUUCAGAAGACAAGCACUGGAGCCUGAUGAUGUGCUCAGUCCGCCAGCCAGUAGCAAAGUGGCACGGCCUGCUGAUCUAAUAUCUCGUGAAUCCUCUCCUGAACUUCCUUGGUGUCCGUAUUGCUUGUGUUUAAUUGAAAGCUGUGGUGCAUCAGGCUGUGGAGAUCUGCACCUGCUUCACUGCAGGCCGAACAUGGACUACUCUCCCUCUUGAAUCCUCAGUGCUAGAAAGACCUCUCUGCUCCAAUUAGACCUGAAAUCUUAGGUUACUCUUGUCCACAGACUCCUUUUUUUAAUCUCUCUUUUUACAUCCAAAUGUCAUUAUAUUGACAUUUGCGCUACUUAUUUCUGAUGGAGAUUUUUCACUUACUGUACUCACUCAGUGAAUAACUAUGUUGUGUCAAUGUUACAUUUAUCUUUAGGCUGUGCUGUUCUUUUGCUCUUGCAAAAACUGCAUUAUUAAAUAUUUACAUUACAGCUCUGAAUGUCCAGUAAAUUUAUAAAUUCACUGUCAUAAUAAGAGUGUUAUAUAAUGCCU